GUCGAGAUCUACACGCUCCGGCAACGGGGACUAUGACUUCACCAUCCAAAGUUGCUGCCGUUCAUCGAAGGCCCAUGAAGGUCGUUGCCAUUACGUGCCGCUGGUCAACCGUGCUGGCGCGUACUCUCCGCACUCGGCUAUCGAGACCUGGAUACAACCGGUGAAGCCGAAACUACCGGACGCACGCAAAUGGUCUCGAAUGCGGGGAGUUCAAACACGAUGAAGUCGAUGUCCGACUUUUCAACGGAUACUGUAUAAAAGGGUUGGUGUUCGCAUCUUCACUGGCUAUCGAUGGUGUUCCAAAUUCUAUGAGCAAGGACACCCCGGACUCUAUCCAAGUCGAGACGCUAUGUCAGUUGAGAAGGAAGUAUUCCUCAUUGGCCCCGGCCUGAUAGGUGCGGACCUGUUAGAACUCCUUCUGGAGGAUGGGUAUCAUGUCACCACGAUGGUGCGCCGGGAAGAGCACGCCGCACAAAUCCGGGAAUUGGGCGCAAAGGUGAUCAUGGGCACAUUGGAUGACAAGGACAUUAUCCGACAGCAUACGAUUGCAAGCCCGAUAGUCAUCCAUGCUGCAACGGCAGACCAUCUUCCUUCAGUCAAGGCGGUGAUUGAAGGCGUCCGAGAGCGUGCCGAAAAAGGACUACAGACCAUCUUCAUCCACACCAGCGGUACGAGCGAGUUGGUCGACAAUUCCAAGGGAAUGUACAAGUCGGACAAGAUUUACUCCGACGAGCGUCCCGAGGAGGUCGACACGGUUCCAGACUCUGCUCCUCAUCGCCAGAUCGACUUGGCCAUCCUGAAAGCGCGGAAGGAGCUCGGGACGAAGGCCAAGAUCAUCAUCAUUCUUCCUCCGCUGGUGUAUGGCGUCGGCAAACGAAUCAAACGGCUCACAAUCCAGCUUCCGACCAUGGCCAGGUUCGCCUUGAAGCACGGAUGGGCUCCCGUCAUUGGCAAAGGACUUUCAGUGCGAUGCACGAUCCACGUGCAGGACCUGGUAAGGGCGUACAUGGUCAUUCUACACUGGAUGGAGACCAGCAGUGCCGAGGAGGUCCUCAAGAACCCUUAUUUCUUUUGUGACAGUGGCGAGGAAAUGGCAUGGGGAGAUGCUGCCAGGGAGAUUGGCAGGGAGUUGUUCAAGGCAGGUAGGAUUCAAGAUCCAGAACCGAGACCCGUCCCUCCCGAGCUGUUCGACGACCUCUUCGGGCCGUACAGCCCAACGACGGUCGGGGCAAACUCCAGAAGCCGCGGCGAAAGACUGCGGAAAAUGGGAUGGCAGCCCAGAGAGAAGGGCGUUUUGCGGUCACUUCGGGAGGAUGAGCUGCCGAUCAUAUUGCAAGAGUCUGGCCCUUUCAGUGGGUAUACCGGUGUUGCGUCGUCUGGGACACACGUAUUGAAGAGUCUAGAGUAGUCUGUUACUGCAAAAAGCACGGAGAUUGAGUCAG
Exophiala oligosperma is the source of this 1442-nucleotide messenger RNA. RefSeq lists its product as uncharacterized. The record is from RefSeq and is a predicted model, not a curated record. The coding region runs from base 350 to 1408 and encodes 352 amino acids. The transcript has a single exon. Lineage: Eukaryota; Fungi; Ascomycota; Eurotiomycetes; Chaetothyriales; Herpotrichiellaceae.